This is a messenger RNA of Paramormyrops kingsleyae, 2474 nucleotides long. The record is from RefSeq and is a predicted model, not a curated record. NCBI's taxonomy places the organism in Eukaryota, Metazoa, Chordata, Actinopteri, Osteoglossiformes, Mormyridae.
AAUCAUUUAUAUAUUCAUAUCCUAAUUACAUUAAUGUCAUGUGUUCAGUGCUCCCCCACAUAUUUACAACAAACAGGAUUUUUUUUCUUUUAGGCAUAGGUCUGACCUCACGCAUUCAUCACGUCAUCUACAUAAUAACCAACGCCAGUUCUGUACUUAAAGUCUAUACCAGGGAGUUCUGCGAAGCAUCCUCUGAAGAAAGAGGCAUUUUUUGUUACCAGUCUAAACCUUAAGGGGGCUUUUUAGCUUUGGGUCAGCUUGCAGUUUCUGGAAAACAUCUGAAUCAUUUUAUAACCAAACCCAGCUGCCACGGCACUGUGUGUGUGUGUGAGUGUGUAUGUGUGUUCGCCUGCGGAACAAGAAGAGAGGAAGAGCAAAUCUGCUUGCAUCGCUCUCCAAAAGGAAAGAGAGGGAAAAAAAAGUUUGGACGUCUUUUUCCCUUCUAAGUUUUUUUAGGAAUGAACGCCGAGACGUGCGUUUCAUACUGCGAUAUGACAUCCAUGGAUUCAUAUUAUAGUCCGUCUACACCACAAGGUAGGGAUCACCAGGCAAACCCGUUUAGGACAUUCCAAGCGAGUGACACCAAAUACAGUCCCACUUUCCUGACCAACAAAGGUCAGGCAUACGGGGAAAAGUCGCGGAGCCCAUUCCAACAGGAAUGCCAGUCAUUGGAUGCCACUUCUGGGGAAGGCACCUUUAACAAAUACCACCUCUUCAUGCAGAGAUCCUCUUGCAAAACUCCCCCUGAAGGAAGCAAACAUCACCAAGAGAGCGGACACAACGGAGCGCUCAUUUCUUGCUAUGCCAAAGACGGCACUGGACUGACAGACUCCGAGUUGCCCCCGAAUGCUGAUCCUGCAGGUAUGGAUGGCAGCUACCUCAGUGUGAAGGAGCCUGGAGCCAAGGGCCCUGCCGAUCGGCCAGGACCCGAAUUGACUGGGCCUCUAGACAAGGGCGAGGGCGAGAGCAACAAGGGCAAGAAGAGACGCAACCGGACCACGUUCACCAGCUACCAGCUUGAAGAGCUGGAGAAAGUGUUCCAGAAGACGCACUACCCGGAUGUGUAUGCCCGCGAGCAGCUGGCGCUCCGCACGGACCUGACUGAGGCCCGUGUGCAGACAGACACCCUACUCCCUAUCUUCCAGAUCCAGAACCCCUCAUGGAUCGGAGGAAGCAGUGCUGGCUCUCCAGUGCCCGGCUGUGUGGUGCCCUGUGACACCGUAACCUCCUGCAUGACCCCGCACCCCCACGCAACCGGCGGGGUGUCAGACUUCCUGGGCGUCCCCAGCCCCGGGGGUCACAUGGGACAGACACACAUGGGCAGCCUGUUCGGGGGGCCCGGUAUGGGCGCUGGCAUCAACGGCUAUGACCUCAACAUGGACCCCGACCGCAAGUCGUCCAGCAUCGCCGCACUGCGUAUGAAGGCCAAGGAGCACAGCGCCGCCAUCUCCUGGGCCACAUGAUGAUCCCGUGUCAUCAGUUUGCGACCCAUGGUCCACCUGUUACCAUGCCAACCAAUCCAAGACAGAGGAUGUGAGACGAGACAAUACACCCCAAAAUCCAACAGCUACAACAUGUCGAUAAAUCCUUCACGAUAGCAACAGCCGUUACAGAAGCUACACCCAAAAGUGCUGAGAAAAGGAGACAGGACGCUGACAGAAAGCAUGGUCUAUUUUUAUAUCCCGGAUUUCUUAGUCCUGCGAGAGAUCAGAGAGGCAUGAUUUGAAGGCUGGCAAAUUGACUGGAUGCCCUAAAAUCAGGUGAGGCAGUGUGAAAUGCAGAAAGAAAAAUUAAUUCCAAAAAAGAAAUUCUGGGUAAUAAGUCAAAGCUAGACCUUUUAGCCAGACCUCACUGCUAUGCAACAAAUCAGAGCGACGUAUAGACAGAAAACACUUUGUGUGCUAGCAAAUUUUCCAACGGGUGAGAAUAUUGUAAGUGUGUUACGGAUGUGCUUCACCACUUAUUUUCUGGUAUGGUGAUCUCCUAUGCCCUCCUCAAACACCUCCUCCCCCCGCUUACAUACCCCGCCCACAUGUAUUCCCCCUUGACCCAAGCUGGGCCAAACUACAAACAUCUUUGAAACGUGUCUGUCUAGCCAGCAGAAGGGAGACCAGUAUUGAUGUCAUGAUAUUAUUUUUUGAGCCUCCCGUCUCUCUGGGCGCACAAUCUUAGCGUAGUUGGGGUGAUGAUCGCGUGCCGACAGCCUAUAGUUGCACGUGGAGCUCCAAGGUGGGGUGGGGGGGCAGCUGCAUGCCACUGCUCCACCACAUCCAAUCAAAUCCUGGCAGCUGUCACUGUCACUGCACUUCAGGGUGAGUGUCUACACCAACUGAGCUCAUGAGGUCCACCUCUGAAAACAAAUCCUGGCCAACCUUAAAUUUAAUACAGAUCCAUAAUCCUUCAAAAAUAGGCCCUUAUCUUUAAUCUUUAUUCACAAUACUCACACCAGAAGACUAAUGCUGCACGGUUUUAAG